Orussus abietinus is the source of this 1743-nucleotide messenger RNA. It is a transcript of the gene nord, whose product is annotated as protein NDNF. The coding region runs from base 1 to 1716 and encodes 571 amino acids. Lineage: Eukaryota; Metazoa; Arthropoda; Insecta; Hymenoptera; Orussidae. The record is from RefSeq and is a predicted model, not a curated record. The transcript is spliced from 7 exons.
AUGCCUCUCGUCGAGGGCCUCCUGGUGGCCCUGCUGCUGGUGGCCGCCAGCCUGGACCGGCGCACUUGCCUCGGCGUCCUGGCCGAGGGUCAGAGGCACCUGCAGAUGCAGAUGCAGAUGCAGAUGCAGAUGCAGGUCCCACCCCGACACCAGACCAUCGGCAGUCCCAGGCCCUUUGGGGCCGAGAAGCCCAGCAGGUUCGAGGAGUUCAACAGGACCGGGGUCCUCCACCCUGAGUACCAGACCCCGGCCACUCUGCACCCAGGAAAUGUGUCUCAGUUUUACUACUUGAGUCCCCGAGAAGGCCCACCUUUGACGCUUUUGGUGAGUCCCUGUAGUGGGCCCAUUUCCUGGACGGUCAGCUACGUCGGCCCCCCAGAGGAUGGUCAACAAUCCGAGGGGGCUAAAUCACAGACAAGAUGGCCGGUGAAGACGCUGGUGCCAGGCUCUCCUCUUUUUACGUACGAAGGGGUCGAAGCGCAGAACUUCACGAUCCCCAGGGCACGAGCUGGCUUGUACCGCUUCGAGAUGAAGUCGAUACCCGAGGGGGAUGGAAAUUCCAAAUCUGAACGAUCAGACACCGUGCUAUUGUACGCCACAACGAGUUCGUUAGACCUAUCAGGACCCUACGAGGACGCGAAGGGGAGACGCCAUCACUCUCUGCGGUUCCAGCAGCGUCGAAGUCGUCGCCGUCUGACCGUAUCCUGGAGCAAGAGCCACGUGGAUCCUCAUCUGUCGGAUUACUGUUUGGCGGUAACAUCGGGCUCGCAAUGGCACCCCCCAACACUUUGCGCCGCACAGAACACCCUAAGAGUUCAUCCAAGACCCACAAGGGGUGGCUCUUCGAGGGAGCAUCAGCAUAGAGGCGUCCCCGAAGGUCUGCACUGCGUUCGACAAACUAGACUAACUCUUCACGGCAUGAAGUACAACACCACCUACAACUUCACCCUCUACGUGGUCAGCAUGCGGAAUAACGUCUCGAGUCGCGCGGCUUCGGAGGCUCACAAAUUCCGCAAGACUCCCGCACAAACCCUCCGCAUUGGUCGUUAUGCCAUCGCAAAUUUGAGGAGAAACGACGGCUACAUCAAUUUCCGGUACCGGCCGAAAGACAACACUUCCACGAUUUUUCAUGUCCUACCCUGUGGGGGCGGAAUCGUGCGCGCUAAACUGAGGGGCCCUGGAUUCUUGAAGGAAAAAGAGGUCGUCGGGCACGCGUCCCUGACAGCACCCGCGGUAUCACCUGGGAAGAGGUACAUGCUACGAAUAUCGGCGACUCCUCAAGAAUUGGUCAGAGUGUCCGUUGUCAAGGUACUGGCGGCCCAGGAAGGGUCCAUCGUCUAUCCCGAGGUCCCGUCGAAAAGUCCACCCAGAGAGUACAGGUCGCUGAGGAAGUGCCACGAGGUGACCGUUGGGGUCGAGCCUGCGGGAGCGGCCAAGUACUGCGUCCUCGUCCGGGAACUUCGGGGUUCCAUGUUAUCAAAUGGGAUAACAACGGUCCCGGACCAGUGCGGAUUGCAUCGCCGUCGAAGAUCGGAGUACACCUACGAAUUGUGCGAGGAGAAGACUAGCCCACCAACGGACAGAGCGCUGCCAUUUACUGUCAGGAAGCUGCAACCUGGCAGGGCCUAUGUCAUCCAGAUCACCGCACAGGUGCAAGGCCAAUUCCUGUCAUAUCCGCUCCUAGGUGUCAGGACGAGGAAGUCCUGUCAACCUUGACAUCGCCAGGUUUAUCCCGCGAUUCGU